This is a messenger RNA of Laetiporus sulphureus 93-53, 4041 nucleotides long. RefSeq lists its product as uncharacterized. Gene Ontology annotation, biological process: TORC2 signaling. The coding region runs from base 1 to 4041 and encodes 1346 amino acids. Gene Ontology annotation, cellular component: TORC2 complex. The record is from RefSeq and is a predicted model, not a curated record. The transcript has 27 exons. Lineage: Eukaryota; Fungi; Basidiomycota; Agaricomycetes; Polyporales; Laetiporaceae.
AUGCCAGCCCUUACUGUCGACCGGCCACAACAGCCCUCCGCGACUCUCGCGUCACCUCGCGCGAGCGAAGGCGUGCAGUCCAAUCUCUCCGGAACCACCGCUGUUGCCACCAGCAGGUCACAAUUUGGGGGAUAUGUGAAGGAAAGUGUGGAUAAUGGAGGAAUUGAUGCACCCAGCGGGGAAUUGGUUCAGUUGGAGAUUCUGAACAAUGAGCUGAAAGUGGCGAAUCGUAUCAAGGAGGGAGCGGAGAAUAUGCUGCAAAUGCCCCUUGCCGAUGCGUUGCGGGUUCAGGUUGAGUCCGAGCUUGAGCUGGCGAAGAAUCAGAUCAGUGCACUCACGAUGACCAUCGAGACUCAUUCGUCAAGGAACCGUAAGAAGAGUAAUGAACCUUCGAAUGGUCAGGGAAAUUUCGGCAGGCCUCCCCUAGUUCAUAGCACAAAGCAGAGCUCUGAGGAAUCGGAACGAGAUGACUUCCGGUCUGCGAUGCAUCAGGCAAGCGGCUGCCUUAAGACGCUGGUCGCCCUUGCUCGCCAAAAGACAACAACACCCCAGGCUGGUGUGACCGUCUCACUCUCUACCUCACCGUCUUCGUCAAUGAUGCCGCAGCCGGGUUCUAUCAUGGGUGCUGACAUUGGCAGGGCGCGAAUCGACGCCAUGACGCGUCUGAUCGGCAUAUUGCAACGCAACCUGCGCGUCCGAUACGAGCUGGAUGUUGCAGAGGUGGUCCAUGCCGUGCUACCGUCACUCUCAGAUCGCUCGACGAAACGAUGCAGAGCUACUGCGUACAGACUGAUUCGGCACUCAUUAGUGGACUUCCAUUCUGUAGAGCGCCUGCAGGAGCAGAAGCUGGACUGGUAUAUAGUGAAGUCUCUGUCCCGUGACAACAAGUAUGCUGUUGAGAAGGAACAAGUCAUUAAGUUGAUCAGGUCCGUUGCGGAGAUCGGUUCCGAACGUCGGCAACCAGGAUGUGCGGUCGGUACCGGGGUAGUCCCUCUGUCCAACGCAGUCGUGCGUGCUCUAAUUGCAGUGGCGGAGUCACCGGAAGAUCCCUUCCGGCAGAUCUGCCUGGAGACGCUCACCGAGAUUCUGGUCAAGGACAUCGAUUUGAUGGCGAAGACGGGUGGAAUCAGGACGCUCCUACAUGUACUGUCAGAAGGUCCGCCGGAGACGGCUCCAUUGCUUAUCUCUGCUUUUCUGUACAUCGUCGACUGCCCUCGCACUAGGAUGUAUCUACGACCAGGCAUCGACUUAGAAAUUGCUCUGUCAGGUAUCACCGAUGCGUAUGGAAAGGGGCCGGAAUACGCUGAGCGGAUGAAAGCUUGUACACGGAUCAUCGUCUCGAUGUUACGGACGUGGAGCGGUCUCAUGUACUUUUGCAUACAAGACAAGCUAGCAAUCCGUACAUUAGUGGAUGUCCUCCGUAUACCCUCACUCCAGUCUCGGGAAGUGAUCCUUGAUAUGUUCUUCGACCUACUUAACAUCCGAGCGCCGGAUUGGCACCAAGCCUUUAUCGAUGGCAGACGGCUAACAAUAUAUCGGAAACUCAACCAAUCUGCGGACAUCGCAAAGCCACCGGAACGUCUUCAGAAGCAUCCUGUCAGCCUCAAGCUGACGGACCAGUACAUCGCUUUAUUGGUCCAAAUUUUCUGUGGAGCCGGACUACUGGAUGCUCUAACAGGCAUGCUGGAAGAGAACCCCGUCGGAUCUAACUUGUCUCGAAAAGCCACUCUGCUGAUGGGGGAAUUGCUACAAAUGGCCAACAGAGUGUUGCCUCUGACCAUCGCGGCUAGCAUUCAGGCUCUACCACGUGUGUUUACCUUAGCUACCGACUACUCUGUCGGGGAGCAUCGGAUCGUUGGGACGUCAGCGGUAUCGUCGAUUGAUAGUUUCAAUCGGCAUCGGGCGAGCCUGCAGCCCAUUACAGCUAACGCGAAGGGAGACUCACGUCCAAGAUCAAAUUCGAUCGAAGAUGCUGUCCGUCGCGGUCAGAGACAGAUGGAACAGGCUAAGAUCAAGAUGGCUAUUCAGAUGGAGGACAAGGCUUUCCAGGCUCUUCUCUUGGAAACGCAGGUCAUGACCACCAAGGAUCCAUUGAAAUGGAACUUCGACAUAUUACAAGAACUCGUUGAAGGCCCUCUCUUGAAUCCUAAGCGGAUGGAAGAGGCCAUUCGUGCGUCGAGAUACAUGCGCAAGCUCAUGGUGUUCUUCCAUCCGUUCAGUCACCGGUUCUCUGACCUACCGAGGACGAAGAACAACAUUCGUUGGGUGCGACUGGCGUGCAUGCUACUCAAUACACUUAUGACCUCCAGCGAGGGUGCACGUUUCCUCUCCGAGGAUGACCUAUUGAGCCAGAUCGUCAAGAGCUUUGCACAACUUGAUCCUUUCAAUGGUACGCCUACAUCGGAUCCGAUCUUCUCCAAGAAGCGCAUGCAAGAAACGCUCACGUUUGGCUACUUCGAAAUGCUGGGCACUCUGAGCAAGCGGAAGGAGGGACUGGAGUUGAUGGAGAAAUUCAAGCUUUUCACAGCUUUCUAUCAUCUAAGCGAGUUGAAAAGUCGCGAAGACCUCAUCAAAGGCAUCAUCGAGAAUCUGGACUACAGCAUCGACGGCCACUCGCGUAUCGUGCUGUCAAAAGCAUUGACGUCAAGCUACAAGCACAUCCGCUUGUUUGCGACAAAUCACCUAGGAACACUGAUUCGCGCAAGUCCGGUCGCGAACACUUGGACACUUCGACUUUUGCUCACCCAGUUGUACGAUCCUGCUCUCGAAGUGCGUGAAGUGGCUGUGCAUUUCUUGGAGGAAGCAUGCGAGGCGGCAGACGUUCUGCAAACCGUGGUGGAGAUGCAACCCACGUUAGAUCAUCUUGGCGAGAUAGGCCAUCCGCUGAUGCUCAAAUUCAUGUCAACGCCUAUGGGUUUCCGCUUCUUGCACGCAGCGGAUUACAUCGAUCGUGAAAUGGAUAUCUGGUUCCAUGAGCGAAAUCUACAAUACGUGGUACACGUUGAGGUAUUCCUUUCCAAGGUGUUCAAUUCGAACUCGGCCUAUGAUGAUGAAGACGUCUUGACUCUUGAGAGCGCUGUUCCACCGCACUUCUACGGAGUCAUGGCGAAGACCGAACUGGGUUAUCAGGUGCUGCAAGAGAAAGGUCAUUUCUCCGAAUUCGCUCAGUUCAUCAGGCAGCAUGGACUGGAGAGCGAAGAUCCUGAGUUGAUUCUGAAAUUGAAGAGUAUACUGUGGGCUGUGGGCAACAUUGGCGCCACAGAGGGUGGCCUCCCUCUUCUGGAAGAGGAAGAAAUCGUUCCAGCCAUCAUGAACAUCGCAGAACAGUCACUGGUGCUCUCUGUUCGUGGUACCUGUUUCUUCGUCCUUGGAUUGAUUUCAUCAACACCUCAGGGCGCUGAGGUGUUGGAUGAUUACCAUUGGGAAGCGACGCUAUCACCAUUGGGUAUGCCGACAGGUAUCUGCGUGCCCGUGGACCUCGAUAAGUUCACAGAGGUCCCUUCGUGGGAAUUUGUGUCACACGAAGGCUCUGAUGAAACACGUCUUGAGGCUCCAACUACUGAGGAGGAAGUCGAGGUGAUGACUGCUAUCUACAACCUCGCUAACACCGUCAUAGCAAACACCGCAUCAAGAACGUUGGCGAAGAUGAAAGCUCGCCCAGAAUAUCGCGACGUCUUCAACUCGCCUACCAUGUUUUAUCGUGCACUUCACACCAUAUCCUCUCAAAAAUAUCGCCUACAGGUUCGGCGUCACAUUCUGGAUCUAUUCAACCUUGAACUCGACGUCGAUCUCGUCAAUACUCUGAACCAAUGUGCGAUUACAUUACAGAUUCAACCUGACGACAAAUCUGCGAGGCCUUCAACUAGGAUUAUGAGUAUGAUCGGGCGGCCGGGUCAGUACAAACAGAGGUCUGCAGACAGCGAAGAGGAGGAUCUAUCCGACGAAGAUGAGCGGCAGGACGCCGUGGAAAGGCCUCCUGUCAUGAGCUUGCGGCCUGUGAGCCGCAUCAUCGGGUUUGAGGUGCACAGUUAUUUUGAUUGA